Molecule: messenger RNA, 935 nt
Organism: Nestor notabilis (Kea)
Lineage: Eukaryota; Metazoa; Chordata; Aves; Psittaciformes; Psittacidae
Gene: TMEM192
Product: transmembrane protein 192
Exons: 5
Cellular component (GO): lysosomal membrane; late endosome
Source: RefSeq, a predicted model, not a curated record
GGUUCCCUGGAGAUAACGCAGAGUUUGGAAGAUGAUCCUCUACUGGAUGCACCACUUAUUUCAUCUCAUACAUUGCACUCCCAACUGAGGCCAAGAUUCCAUGCUAUCCCAGCAGUUCUGCUUGCCAAUUUUCUGUUGCUUAUACAUGUUGCUUUUGUUGUUCUAGCAUUUUUAGCAGCCAUGUUUUGUUCUUACCCCAAUCCAAAUCAGGAUAAGUGCCCUGGAAACUAUACUCACCCACUUAAAGUGCAGACUGUCAUCAUCAUUGCAAAAGUAAUUCUGUGGACUCUGCAUGUUUUUUUUGAACGAUACAUCCAGCACCACCACAGUAAGGUCAGAAGCAGAGGUUACUUCUCAAUAUACCGAUCAACAAGAUGCCUAAAAAGGCUUCCACUGCUGAUACACUCUACAGGUAAUACAGCCCUGCUUUUGAUUCUGUCAAUGCAGCAUUCCUUUCCUGACCACAGUAAAGUGUACCUGUAUCUUAUCCUGGGAGUCCUGGGCCUGGAACUGAUUAGCUCACUGACAUGCUUAGUGAUUUACACAGUGAAGAUAAGCAACUUCAAUCGUGCCAAGCCAAGACCUGACAUAAUUGAAGAAGAAAAGAUGUACACCUACCCUAGUCACAUUACCUCAGAAAUUGGAUUCAGGGAAAAUUCAAGUUUAGAAGAAAUAGUUGAAAAGCAAGGAGAUGUAAUAGAAUAUCUUCAGCGACACAACGCACUUCUCAGCAAGAGACUAUUGGCACUAACAUCUCAACAAAUUAAAACUUAACAGAAUUUGGGAAACUGCUGCUGGAGUUCUGGAAGGAACAUGAGGUAAUGGAAUAUCCAGACAGAUUUGUACAGAUGACUGUUUCAAUCAUCUUUCACAUUUUGAAACAGAAGUGGAAAGAUGAGCUCUGCAUAUACACUAUAGACCUGUUACAACUGGAC